CUAAUUGAUAUCAAGUUAUUGGAAGCAGUUGUGAAUAAGUUUAAUGUUAGUUCUCUGAGACCAGCUAUUCAGGAAUAUGAAAGAAACAUGAAAGAAUUUUGUGAAAAUGUGCCACUCCGUAGAUGUCUUGAUGAAAAUUUUUCCGAAAGCUCACUUCUUUUAUGUGAAACAAUUACUUUCAUUAUUGAUGGAGAUGUUGAUGACUACACUGUAAGUGAUGUUAAAUGUAUAAUCAGCAGAAUUUUUUCUGACGUUGCUCCACAUGUGAAAUUGACUGUAGUUCGAGAAACUGAGUCCUUCGUUAUUACAUGUUCCUUUCAGCUCAUUCAUUCUCAUUUACUGAUUAGUGCUGCUUUUGAAAAUAUUGCCAAGACAGAUAUGAAAGACGUCUUACAGAUAAAAAUUGGGUAUUGUAUUGUUUAUGAUGCAAGAAACAUAAACAAAGAUGAAGAAAUAUCAAUUUAUACCUGCAAAGGUGCUUUGGAACAACUGGUAUUGUCAAUGAGUAUUCAUCAAAACCUAAGAACAUCUGGUUGCUUUACAGAAAAUGAUGAAAAAUUGAUUAAUGUGAUGCUUGAAAUAAAGAAGCUGAGGGAAACGCUACAAACUAAUGAAAGAUUAAAGCGAGGGUAUAUUUAUGAGAUUGAAACUUUGAAAUCUGCUAAAGAAAAUAAAGUGUUUUUAUCUAGAGAAAAGGAAGCAAAAGAUAAUUCUGAUUUAACAGAUCAAAAACAGAAGAAAAAAGAAGAUGAACAAGCUGAGAGAAUAGAGUUAUUAAGAGAUGAAAUAAAACUUUUGCAAAAAAGAUUGAGUGCCAAAGAGUCUGCAAAUGAAGAAAGAAGUGGCAAAAAGAUACAAAUGCUAAGCAUAACUCAUCUUACAGAAAUGUACAACUUGUUGCAGACGCAUAGCGUUUCUGUUAAAAUAAAUUACCAAAAGUUGGGUUUAUGUUUGGGGGUCAAAUCUAAUACACUAGAUACUAUUAGUCAAGAAAGUCAUGGUGAUGAUGAUGAAUGUCUAAAGGGAUGCCUUAAGGCAUGGCUAGAGCAAGUUGAUGAUGUUCGAAUGAAAGGUCCUCCCACAAUAUACUCACUGAUUCAUGCUCUAAGAAGAAUUGGAAAUUAUGUUAUAGCUGAUCAAAUUGAUGAAGAAAAGCACCCUGCUUGUGCUAUUUUCAAUGAGUAUGCAUCAAAUGAGACUAUUGUUAAAGCAAUACCUAGUUUUAUUGCGACUCUUCAGAAUGAAAAAGUCAUAACCCAAAUACCUGCAAAUGGAGCUGAAGUAGCAAAAGUGAAAGAAUCCAUAUGUGCUGAUCACAGUAUACUCGAAAAACUUGCUUCUAUUCUACAAAAAUUUGAUCGUACUAAAGAAGUAGCAACAAAAAUGAAAAAUGAUUACCUUAAACACUUUGGAUCUAAGUCUACUUCUGGUAUUAAAAUUAUAAAGAUAUCGAUAGCACUGCCUGAUUUACAAACAGUGAGAGCUGAGUAUGCUAACAUUGUGGCCAGUUGCCGUAAAGCAAUGAGUACAAUUAAAUUGCAUGAAUUGAAAACAUAUUUACGCAAUGGUUAUGCUCUUCACCUUGAUGACAGUAAAACAGAAGAUCAUGCACUUGAUUUCAUCUGUGACAAGUGUUCAUUGGUUAACGUCACUCCUUUGAAAAAACUUGCUCAACAAUUCAGCAUUCAUGAAGCAAUUGACCUCAUUCAGAAAUACGAUGAAGUUGUUACUAGAUUUUGUGAAGAGAAGUUGCUGGAGCCAAACAAAGAGCACUGUGAGGCAUCACAUAUGCAGUCUAAAAUUGUGGUUGUUCCUGUUGAUAAAAAUAUAAACAGAAGAAGUCUAGAUGAUACUAGAAUGCUAGCAUCACAUGCAUUCUCAGAUAAAGUGCAAGUGCUUGUGAUUGGAAGGGACACUGAUUUAUAUUAACUUGUAUAUGCGCCUAGCUCUACAUUUUAGUGUUCUUAUAUACUUGUAAUAUAUAAUGUCUUGUCAUAUAUAAUGUUUAUUUUGUAAUAGCUUUAAGUUCAGAUAUGUUAUUGUAACUGCUGCUUUAAUAAUUAUAUAUUUCCCAAAAUAAUAGUAUUAAUCAA
Molecule: messenger RNA, 2093 nt
Organism: Amphimedon queenslandica
Lineage: Eukaryota; Metazoa; Porifera; Demospongiae; Haplosclerida; Niphatidae
Exons: 10
Coding region: 88-1929 (613 amino acids)
Biological process (GO): signal transduction
Molecular function (GO): protein binding
Source: RefSeq, a predicted model, not a curated record